Messenger RNA from Phycodurus eques (leafy seadragon), 3909 nucleotides. It is a transcript of the gene mgme1, whose product is annotated as mitochondrial genome maintenance exonuclease 1. Gene Ontology annotation, molecular function: heme binding; electron transfer activity; single-stranded DNA exodeoxyribonuclease activity. Gene Ontology annotation, biological process: mitochondrial DNA replication. The record is from RefSeq and is a predicted model, not a curated record. Bases 744 to 1757 code for a protein of 337 amino acids. NCBI's taxonomy places the organism in Eukaryota, Metazoa, Chordata, Actinopteri, Syngnathiformes, Syngnathidae. Gene Ontology annotation, cellular component: mitochondrion. The transcript has 5 exons.
CCGUAAUGAUAUCGCCAUAACGUUUAGAAGAAUGUUAACGCUAUAUAUGCUUGUUUGGCAUUACCUUUUCGUUGUCGCUUUCGUGUAAAGUGGCUGUCAUAACUGGACCGAACUCGAGUGAAGAGCAGCAGCGUCAGUGGACGGAAGCGCUGCCUGUGAGCGUGAGUGAGUAGCUAGCGGUUUGACGUGUUGUCAAUUAGUUUUUUUUUCUUCGCACAAAAGGGAUUAUUGACUGGGUACUUCCAAAAUCGACCACAUAGUCACUUCAAUUGUAACUAUGUAUGGAUGUGGAUAUGGGAAUUAAAGUCUUUUUUCAGCCAUUAUCAUUUCUGUAAAACUGUAACCAGACACCAUCCGUCCUAUUUCGAUCAUUCGGCUCGCACAGACGUAGUUUAAUAUUUUGUUGAGCAUUGUGGGUAAUGUAGUUUCAGCUUCAAAACUAUUGCAGUUUUUUUGGUGACACCCAGGACUUCAAUCCCCAGCUAUGCCAGUUGUGCCAGCAGCCUCCAGUGAAGGCCAUGCACUCCACUACCAGACGGUGGCAGAAAUUCUCAAAAACGUUGCUUCCCAAACAAACGUUUGAAGAAGAAGAAAGUUGCAUUGGCUAUAAGGAAGUCGUGUCAAAAAGCAACAUGUCGGGCUAGUUUUACUACUGAAAAGCAAGUAUUAACUCUUUAUUUAAAACCUGUAUGCGUAGUAAGCAAAAAUCAAGCUGUCUUCUGAUACUCUUGCAAUGAAAAAAAAUGUUCAUAUUUAAACGUGCGCCAUUCGCCGGAGGUUUUCGGAUGCUUCAGUACACCUCCCUCACUUUCGGCUUUUGCAUAGCCUGUCAUCGCUCCAGCUCCCGCAGGGGGGCGAGUCCGUACAACUCAGUGGACAGUGAGCGCUACUCGUCUCUUGUAAAGUCUGUCAUGUCUUCUCGGGUCAGUUCUCAAACGCCCGAGACCAUUCAAGCUGAGGAUGAGCACAUGUUUGGACCAGUUGUCAAAGUUCAGACUACGUCGAGACAAGCGACGAGGCUCCCUAAAGUCAUGUAUCCCUUCUCACAUUGCGAGGACACUCCAGAAACAGAGGAUCUUGAGUCAGGACCUCCAGUCCGGAUUGUAUUAAACCGGGACCGAGAUCGGUCGUCCAUACCGAGUGUGACCAGGGUUCUUCAGGCGACACUUUCACCAGAGCAGCUCUUCUUUCUGGAGAGAUGGAAGAGAAAGAUGGUUGCAGAACUGGGGGAGGAAGGUUUCAAAGACUACACCAAAAAUUUGUUUAGGCAAGGGAAACUUUUCCAUUCAGCCCUGGAGGAAGUUCUGAUGUCAUUUGCAACAAGGGAAGACGAUCAGCAUGCACCCGAUGUGCUGGGAUACAUGAAGAGCAUCGCUUACAUUCUGGAAGAUGUAAGCGCUGCAAGAGCUAUCGAGAGCAGUGUGCGGCAUGACGCUCUCAAUUAUUUGGGCAUCGUGGACUGCGUGGCCCGCUACAGAGGUGUUCUGUGUAUUAUUGACUGGAAGACUUCAGAAAAACGUAAACCGUUCCUGAGCAACACGUACGACAACCCAAUUCAGGUGGCGGCCUACGCUGGAGCUUUGAACGGUGAUGACAGAUACAAAUACCAGGUGGAGAACGGCCUCAUUGUUGUUGCUUACAAAGAUGGCUCACCCGCUCACGCACACCAACUGAAUCAUGAGCUGAUGUUGGAGUAUUGGGAAAAGUGGCUGAUUCGCUUGGAAGAGUUCCGAGAACAGAGAUCCAGUGAAAGGUGAACAGCACAACAAAUUUCCUUGAUACUUCCAAGAUGUGAGAAAGUUGGGAAAAAUCAUCACCAGCAAUCAUGAUAACCAUUUUAGUUAAUACAACCUAUAUUCUCUACACUAAAAAUCAAUCUAUAGUGGAACCUCAAUUUACAAACUACCCAGUUUUCCCAACCAAUUCGGGUGAUGAACAAUUUUUUAUAAGAAAAUUACCUCAGGUUUUAUACUAUUUUUGGUGUACCAACAUCAGUCUUGGCAUGGCCACAGAAGGCUCAGAAAAUGUGUGCUUUUUCUCGGGCCGCAUAAACAUCACUGGCUCUGUGCUUCAGGUAUCUUUGUUUUCUGCCUAAAUGGCCGCCACAUCCCACAAUGCAAUACCCUCACAGUCACACCUAAGGGCAGUCUUCAGCCCACCUACACUAUAUUGCUCACCUGUAUUUGCUCACCUGCCUUGACUAAAAUAUGAAUUUAAGUGAUAUCCCAUUCUUAAUCCAUAGGGUUUAAUAUGACAUCAGUCCACCCUUUGCAGUUAUAACUGAAGUCUUGUGGGAAGGCUUUCAACAAGAAGAGCUCUAUCUUUGUCUCAUCAGACCAGAACCCCUUCUUUUUCAUGGUCUUGAGAGUCCUUCAGGUGCCUUUUGGCAAACUCCAGGCAGGCUUCUAUGUGCCUUUUACUAAGGAGUGGCUUUCGUCUGGCCACUCUAUGGUCGUCCUUCUGGAAGCUUCUCCUCUCUCCACAGAGGAACGCUGGAGCUCUGACAGAGUGACCAUCGGAUUCUUGGUCACCUCCCUGACUAAGGUGCUUCUCCCCCCGAUUGCUCAGUUUAGAGGGGCGGCCAGCUCUAGGAAGAGUCCUGGUGGUUCGGAACUUCUUCCAUUUACGGAUGAUGGAGGCCACUGUGCUCAUUGGAACUUUCAAAGCGGCAGAAAUUUUUCUGUACCCUUUCCCAGAUUUGUGUCUCGAGACAAUCCUGUCUCAGAGGUCUACAGACAAUUCCUUUGACUUCAUGCUUGGUUUGUGCUCUGACAUGCACUGUCACCUGUGGGACCUUAUAUAUACAGGUGUGUGACUUUCCAAGUCAUGUCCAGUCAACUGAAUUUACCACAGGUGGACUCCAAUUAAGCUUUAGGAACCUCUCAAUGAUGAUCAGUGGAAACAUGAUGCACAUGAGCUCAAUUUUGAGCUCUGUGGCAGAGUCUGUGAAUACUUGUGAUUUGUUAGUUUGUUUUAUUUUUAAUAAAUUUACAAACUUUUAAAAAAACAAAACUUUUUUUAACGUCAUUAUGGGGUGAUUUGUGUAGAGUUGACAAAUGAAUUCAUUCCAAUUUGGAAUGGGGCUGUAACAUAAGAAAAUGUGAAAAAAGUGAAGCACUGUGGAUACUUUGCGGAUGCACUGUAUGUUGAAGCAAUCAGAGGUCCUUUAACUGGAGCUCAGGAGCUAACAUUUUGGACAUUUCCAACUUUGUAGGAACAGUUUGGAAUGGCCCUUUCCUGUUACAACAUGACUAUGCAUCAGUGCACAAAUCAAGGUUGAUAAAGACACACAUGAGAGAAUUUGAUGUGGAUCAACUUGACUGGGCUGCACAAUCCUGACCUCAACCCUAUAGAAAACUUUUGGAUGAAUUAGAGCGUAAACCAAGAGCCAAGCCUUCUUGGCCAACAUCCGUGUGUAACCUCACAAAUUUGCUCCUGGAAAAAUGGUCAUAAAUUCUCAUAAACUCACUCCUAACCCUUGAUGAAAGCCUUCCCACGAGAAUUUUAAGAUGUUACAGCUGCAAAGGACCUAUGUCAUAUUAAAACCUAUGGAUUAAGAAUGGGAUGUCGCUUCAAUUCAUAUGUGAGUCAAGGCAGGUGAGAAAAUACUUUUGGCGAUACAGUGAACCAAACAUGUUUUUGGUAUGUGGGAGGAAGCCAGAGUAUCUGGAGAAAACCCACGCAAGCACGGGGAGAAUGACACACAGACCGGAGCCUAAAUUCAAACUCAGAUCAUUUAAAACUGUGAGGCAGACGUGCUAACCACUUCUCACUGUGUGGUAAUAAUUAUGUUGUUAAUAAAUAGAUAUUUAUUGUUGCUAUAUAUUUUUUUUAAUAAAAAAAAAAAGGCUUGUGGUUUAACUAUGCUGAAUAAUUGCACAGCCGAGACCAACAACAGACUAAAAAAAA